AUGGUUACUGAUGGGAGCAAACCUCAAGCAUCAGUUGCUCCGCCACACAAACUUGUUGUGCUGAAAUUUGCUGAGUCUAGAGCUUCUGAGCUCGAGAGUCUUCACUCUAUAGUUGCAAAUCGUUUGAGUAAUGAUUUCCGUUGUCAAAGGAACAAGCGUCGGAGAACUACUGGGCAUGACGAUCGUGUUGGGAGAAAAAGGAGGGUUGAACUCAGCAAGAACCCUGGGAGUGGGUUUUGUACUUCAGGGGAUGGGAUGAAGAGACUGAGAACGCAUGUAUGGCAUGCGAAGCGGUUCAAGAUGAUAAAACUCUGGGGAUUCCACAUUCCCCUUGGUCUGCAUGGCAGAGGAAGAGGAAGAGGCUCAAGGGCUCUCUUAAAGAAAUUAAAACGUGGAGUGCUUGUGCAUGAUAUGAGCUAUUGCGGAGCUGUCCAGUUGGAAGGUCCAGAGGCAGGCAUCAACUAG
Molecule: messenger RNA, 465 nt
Organism: Fraxinus pennsylvanica
Lineage: Eukaryota; Viridiplantae; Streptophyta; Magnoliopsida; Lamiales; Oleaceae
Source: the annotation of a GenBank genome assembly